This is a messenger RNA of Rubroshorea leprosula, 663 nucleotides long. The record is from the annotation of a GenBank genome assembly. Lineage: Eukaryota; Viridiplantae; Streptophyta; Magnoliopsida; Malvales; Dipterocarpaceae.
AGUGUUACUAAGCUACUAACUCCUUUAUUUCUUGAGUCAUUUGUUGUUAUGGCAUUUGAUGAUCGUGGCUUGGAUUCUAAUGGUUCCCAACUUAAAAGUAAUCUAAGUAUUGGAGCUGAGGAAUCAAAACCUUUUACAGAGGAGACGACAAAGUCACAUGUAAAUGUAGAGAGGCAUGUUCCUGAAGAAUUUGGAACGAGUGAGCCAGUUUUGGAGCAGGGUGGUAUUGUUCUAAGUGGGGGGCUCAUUGUCUUUAUAUUCUCGAGAAAUCCUACUACUCUACUCUUUGGAGGUGCUCUGCUAGCGCUGAGCACCUUCAGCUUGAAGAUAUGGAGUCAAGGAAAAUCAAUUCUAGCAGGAGUCUUUCUGUGGAAGAACAUUGAGGCUUACUCAUUGACAAGGAAGAUAUUUCCAGCUGGGUUUUAUGCUGCCAUAAGUGCUGCAAUGCUGUCUUUCUAUAUAUAUGUGGUGAUCUCUGGUGGAAGCCCAGCUCCUAAGAAGUUGAAGCUGGGUGCCAGUGAGCAAUCAUGACCACAGCUCGUAGAAGUGGUCCAACUUUAAGGAAGUGAGGAUCCUUUGCGUUAAUCUUAUAUCAUGAUUUGAACAGCUUGUUACGGUUGAACGAGGGCUAGAUGCUUUGUCUAGUAAAUGCAGUCUGCGAGU